GAAAGGGAGGGAAGUGUGUUGAAUGUUGAGUGCAGAGUGUCAGCUGUGGCGACUGCUGCAAGAACAAAACAGACUAACGAUUAUAAGGCUAGAUCUACUUUCUCCAUCCACAAUUUUGAAAAAUGAGACACGAGUCAAUAGAUAGUUUCAUACACUUAUGGCGUCAACUUGAAAAUGAGGCACGCGAAUUAUUCUCAGACGUACGUGACGUUUUUGCUUUGAUAGGAGCCUAUUACGUUGCCAGAAAAUCUAUUGCAAUUGCUUCGUAUGCUUUCGAAGCCAUCAACCUGCACUUGGUAUGCCAACUCUCGUCUGUUGAUAAUGAAUAUUGGGUCAAGAGAUACGGACCAUGGGCAGUGGUGACAGGUAGCAGUGAGGGCAUUGGGCAAGCUUAUGCCACUGAGUUGGCAAAGCGAGGUCUAAAUGUGGUCCUGAUAAGCCGCAAUGAACGCAAGCUCAUGAAAGCCAAGGCUGAAAUUGAGGGAAAGAGCGGAGUUAAAGUGGAGUACAUCGUGGCAGAUUUUGCGGCCCAGGAUCAAGCACAGGUCUAUGGUCACAUCAAGGAUAAGCUGGCCGACAAGGAGAUUGGACUUCUUGUAAACAAUGUGGGUGUGAUGUAUGACUACCCUGACGUCCUACUGAAUAUCUCGAGUCAGAAACUGUGGCAGCUUAUCUAUGUGAACAUUGGGGCAGCCACCAUGAUGAGCCACAUGCUGUUGCCCCAGAUGGUCAAUCGAGGGCGUGGUGGACUGGUCAUCGUCUCAUCGGGCUCAUCUACUCAAAUCACACCUCAGAUGACCGUCUACUCAGCCACAAAGAGAUACCUGGACUACUUCAUCCAAGGCAUGGCCUAUGAGUAUCGCAACUCCGGGGUGACCUUCCAGUGCCUCGUGCCUUUCUACGUCCUUACUCGCAUGACUGGCUACAGCGACCAGCUCAGCAAGAAUAGUUGGUUCAUCCCAGAUGCCAGGAACUUUGCCAAAAGUGCUGUCAGGACUCUGGGACACUCCACUUUGACCACUGGCUACUUCUGUCACACUCUACAGUUGUGGAUUGCGUACUUAUUGCCCCUGCGUCUGUGGAUGUGGGCCUCUGAGAAGCUCAAUAACUCCCUGAGGAAAGAGGCUCUGAACCGCCACUCCCGCCGACCCCUGGCCUCUGUUUCGUCCGACACCUCGCCUGGGUCACCGCAAGUGUGAGCUUGGAGUCAGUGCCAUGAGAGAGGGAUUGAGGGGGGGGGGGUGUGAUAAUCAAAGUUACGUUUUAGUCUAAGUGCCUUAUGUAAAGGAUGUGAGUGGGUGUGAAGAGGUAAAAAAAAACUAGCCACAGAUGUUUGUGAGUAUCGUCUGUUUGGUAAUUUCAGAUUUUCUUGAGGAAUUCUAGUUUGAUUAGGAUUUCCUGGUUCACCUGCCUCAAUGUUACAAUAUCUGGUUCAGAAUAGGGAUUUCUGGUUCUGAGUAGGAAUUUUGGCUUCUAAGAGCAAAUUCCUAAAAUCAGAGUUUGAGUUCUAGAUUUAGUGCCAGGAUUACCAGUAUUACCAGAUAAUGUUAUUUAUCAACUUUUAGCUUAAGAGUUUAUUGUCAAGCAUCAUUGUAGGUAUGGCCAAAGUGUGAAGUGUUGUGGAAAACACUGAUUAGUACAGCUUAUUAUAAAAUCCUUGCUAUAUAUAUAUGAAGAGUGUGAUAUUGAGUUUGUAG
This is a messenger RNA of Aplysia californica (California sea hare), 1697 nucleotides long. RefSeq names its product inactive hydroxysteroid dehydrogenase-like protein 1. NCBI's taxonomy places the organism in Eukaryota, Metazoa, Mollusca, Gastropoda, Aplysiida, Aplysiidae. The record is from RefSeq and is a predicted model, not a curated record. The transcript has 7 exons. The coding region runs from base 123 to 1199 and encodes 358 amino acids. Gene Ontology annotation, molecular function: oxidoreductase activity.